Molecule: messenger RNA, 2365 nt
Organism: Antechinus flavipes (yellow-footed antechinus)
Lineage: Eukaryota; Metazoa; Chordata; Mammalia; Dasyuromorphia; Dasyuridae
Gene: MTFR1L
Product: mitochondrial fission regulator 1 like
Exons: 7
Coding region: 581-1450 (289 amino acids)
Biological process (GO): aerobic respiration; mitochondrial fission
Cellular component (GO): mitochondrion
Source: RefSeq, a predicted model, not a curated record
GUGGCCUCCCGCCCGGUCACCCUGUGCCGUACGUGCCCCCAGCGCCGCCCGCUGCCUGCCCCCUUCCCCGGGCUCCUCCGGUGACUGUAGCCGGGCUCCUACCCCCCUCUCCCCGCCCCCGAGCCCGCCGUGAGCCCGAACGGGCGCCUCCUUGCCCAGAGCCCAAGCUGUGGCCCGGGACUGCUGCGCGAACCUGAGCGCUGAGGGCGCGCAGGGGCCGGCCCUGACCUUGCGGGCUGCGAGUUCGGUGGCCGGCAGUCACCUAAGGGCUUCGGAGGGAAGCAGCAGCGGCUGCGACCGCUGGGUGGGCGCGAGGGAGGCCGGCCGCUAUCUCCUCGCGGCGCCUCCCUCCGCGGCCUUCCUCCGAGCCCUGCCCAGUCCGGGGCUCCUCUUUAACCGCUGCCUUCAUUCAGGGCGACACGGGGUCCGUGGCCAUCCUACUCCGAGAAAGAGAUGCCGAGGCCAGACCUCGAAGCCCGGGGCCGGCCCCGAUCCUAGAGCCAUUGAGAGACUUGCUGUUCCCAGAAAUGGCCUAACAUGAGGAAGCCGUGCCAGGUGGGAGCCAGCUGUGAUACCGGAGAUGGAAACAGAUUCUACUAUCCCACUCUGGCAGAACAAACCACAUGGAGCUGCUCGAAGUGUGGUGAGGAGGAUUGGGACUAACCUGCCUUUGAAGCCAUGUCCUCGGGCAUCUUUUCAGACACUGCCCAACAUCUCUGACCUGUAUUUGAGCGAUGUGCCCCCUGUCCCUACUUUGGCUGAUAUUGCCUGGAUAGCAGCAGAUGAAGAGGAAACGUAUGCUCGAGUCAGGAGUGACACUCGGCCCUUGCGGCAUAAGUGGAAGCCCAGCCCACUGUUCGUCAUGCAGCGCAACGCCUCAGUGCCCAACCUUCGAGGGCCAGAGGAGAAGCUCCUGGCCUUGAAGAAGCCUGUCCUACCAGCCCUGAGCCGAACUACUGAGCUACAAGAUGAGCUAAGUCACCUACGCAGCCAGAUUGCCAAGAUUGUGGCAGCAGAUGCAGCUUCGUCUUCAUUAACGCCAGAUUUCUUAUCUUCAGGAAGUUCAAAUGUCUCUUCUCCCUUACCUUGUUUUGGAUCCUCAUUGCACUCUACAACUUCCUUUGUCAUUAGUGACAUCACAGAGGAGGCUGAGUUAGAAGGCCCUGAGCUUCCAUCGGUUCCCAUGCUUUGUUCUGCCAGCUCUGAAUGUUGUAAAACUGAUUCCAAAGCUGCCUGCAGCUUGGCUGAAGAGGAGGACUGUGUGUCUCUCUCAAAGGCUAGCAGCUUUGCAGACAUGAUGGGCAUCCUGAAGGAUAUUCACCGGAUGAAGCAGAGCCAAGAUCUAAAUCGGAGCUUGAUGAAGGAAGAAGACCCUGCUGUCCUCAUUUCAGAGGUGUUGAGGAGAAAGUUUGCUCUGAAAGAAGAGGAUAUCAGCAUGAAAGGAAAUUGAUGGCCCUAUCUAUGGCUCCCUAUAUAUGGUCCUUUUCUCUAUAAGCUAUUUCACAACAGACACUUUCUGCCUUGCAAUUAGCAAUGUCCUUCCACAAUGGAAAAAACACUUGACAGUCUAGAAAUGGGAAGAAGAAAGAAAAACUGAACUGCUUCCCUACACUUCAAAUCUUAGCAAAACUUUUAAGGACAAUGUUCUAAAAAAUAGUUUUGAUUUGAGGGUUUGCAGAUAAUCAGUCGUGUUGCUUUGGUUGUUUUACAUGGAAGAACAUGGGAGUUUUUGUUUAUCUUCUGGCCCCAGACUGAUGACUAGCUUCACUGCACUAUCUAUCCAGUUCCUGGUCUCACUGGGCACAUGCAAUAUGCCCCUCAGACUCAACUGCUUCUUGCAGGGUGUCAGGGUUUUGGGAGCCUUGAAGUCUUCUCAACACCAGUUAUAAACCAAGAUUCUUGACCCCUGCCCUCAUGUACCAACACCCAGCUGUACUCAGGCCUCCUAUGGAUCCUGUAGCUCUUAACUCAAGAGCAGGCUGCUGCUGGCAGGCCCCGGGGCCAGGGCUGUUUUUUUUUUUUUUUUUUCCCUUCUUAAACACAUUUUGUAAUACUGUAAAGAAACCAAAUCUUCCUAUUACCCCACCAGGAUCCUUUUGGCCUCCUCAUUGCCAUGGCAUUGAUAUCUUGUUCCACUGCCAUUGAAGGAUCUCAGCAAGGAAGAAGGGGGAGCGGGGGCUGUGCUUCAUCUGGGGCCACUUUUCCUCAUACUCGAACCCAUUAGGUCAUGCCAAAGUCCUCACCCAGCACACUUAAUGCAUGACUCGGCCUUCCUUGGGACCUCUUCAGUAAAGGUGUGCACGUGUGUGUGGUGUGUUUGGGUUGAAGCACUACCUGGUAUUAAAAGAAAGUUUCUGAGUGGUUA